CCCAAGGUAAAAGGUCACUCGGCCAUCUUGGCAACAGUUGCAGGUGUUUGUUUGCACUACAAAAUUAUUACAGUAGCAGAAAAGAAGGGGUAACAACGCAAAGAACCAAAAGACCUGGGUUGCGGGAUAACGGGAUUUUGGUAAACUCGGCAUGUUUGUGCUCCAGAGUUUUGAGUCGACAGCAGUAGUAUAGCACUCUGCAGCCUAGGUGUUUGUUGUCUUGUUGUGAGUUUCCUUGCCACACGGAAUAAGAUCGUAGCCUAAGAGAUAAGCUUAAAUAGGGAUGCUUUGAGAGAAAAUUGAGAUUAGUACAAUAUUUAUGAUUUUCGUAACUUUUGUAUGUUUACGUGUUUACAGUUUGUAACGUGCAAGGGUGCUGUUUAUUAGUAUCUCCGUUGUAAUUAUAUACAGUGGUGAAACAGUAUCUGCGGUUAAUAGCUGAUAACUCAAAUUAUUUAGGAAUUGCACCCUAGCUAAGGAUUAGAGAUAGGGCACUGGGGGCGAGUCAGCGCUGGCAGGGCGAGUUGAUCACUGAUGAUAACCACACACUAGUGUAGAGUGAGAUCUUAAUCCAGUGAAUAAUAUCAGUAAAUCAAGAGGCGACAGGCUUCGGUAACGUCAAGGGAGACAGAAAAUGUCUUCGUUCUCGGAAUCGGCGCUGGAGAAGAAGUUAUCAGAACUCAGUAACUCGCAGCAGAGCGUGCAGACCCUCUCGCUGUGGAUAAUCCAUCACCGCAAGCACUCGUCAUCUAUAGUCAACGUGUGGCACAGAGAAAUGAAGAAAGCAAAAAGCAGCCGGAAGCUGACCUUCCUCUACCUGGCCAAUGACGUGAUCCAGAACAGCAAGAGGAAAGGACCCGAGUUCACCCGGGAUUUUGAGACGGUCCUUGUGGAUGCUUGUUCCCAUGUGUCCAGGUACAGGGCUGUACUGGGAGAAGCAGAUGGUGGGUGCAAGAAGCACCUGGAGCGGCUGUUGACUAUCUGGCAGGAGAGGAGUGUGUACGGGGCCGACUUCAUCCAGCAGCUCAAACUGGCCAUCGAGGACUCCAGCAGCCCCAAGCAGAAGCCCAAGGGUAAGCAGCCCGGAGCUCGACGAACCAAACACACCCGGGAAAAGCGCAUCGAAGCAGUGGAGGAGAAGAAAGCCCUCAAGCGCACCUACCAAAAGAUCCAGGAGGCAGAGGAGGAGGAGGAGGAGGAAGACGAUGAUUACCGGGGUCACUACUCUCCGCGGGACAAUGACACCACUGCACCCCUUCUGACGGAGGAGCUGAUCAAGGCUCUGCAGGACUUGGAGAAUGCUGCUUCUGGGGAUGCAGCUGUCCGACAGAAGAUCGCCUCGUUGCCCCAGGAGGUGCAGGAUGUGUCUCUGCUGGAGAAAAUCACAGAUAAGGAGGCGGCAGACCAGCUCUCGAAGACGGUGGACGAGGCCUGUCUCCUCCUGGCUGAGUACAACGGACGGCUGGCGGCCGAGCUGGAGGACCGGAGGCAGCUGUCUCGCAUGCUGACCGAGUACAUCCAGAACGAGAAGGAGGUCCUGGCUGACCGGGAGAAGAAACUGGACGAAUACAAGCAGAAGCUAGCCCGGGUAACGCAAGUCCGCAAAGAGCUGAAGUCACACAUCCAGAGCCUCCCCGACCUCUCUCUACUGCCCAACGUCACAGGAGGUCUGGCACCUCUGCCCUCCGCUGGAGAUCUCUUCAACUGAUUGAGAACAGCCCACUUCUGCAACUCUCCUUCCAGCCCAUUUCCCCUCAGAGAUCGCCAGGCAGCAGCCCUCACCGACGGCUUAUAGCGGCUCACACAUCCAGCUAGGAGGUGAACUGCGAAGAUGGCUCAUGAAGGACAGUAGCUUGGAGAACGACAUGUAAUGAUUUGUUUCUGAGAAGGGAAUGGUCAAUUACCAACCCCCCCCCCCCCCCC
Messenger RNA from Polyodon spathula (Mississippi paddlefish), 1923 nucleotides. Its product is annotated as regulation of nuclear pre-mRNA domain-containing protein 1B-like. The record is from RefSeq and is a predicted model, not a curated record. Gene Ontology annotation, biological process: mRNA 3'-end processing. Gene Ontology annotation, molecular function: RNA polymerase II complex binding. The transcript is spliced from 7 exons. Gene Ontology annotation, cellular component: RNA polymerase II, holoenzyme. NCBI's taxonomy places the organism in Eukaryota, Metazoa, Chordata, Actinopteri, Acipenseriformes, Polyodontidae. The coding region runs from base 635 to 1708 and encodes 357 amino acids.